Molecule: messenger RNA, 1362 nt
Organism: Tremella mesenterica DSM 1558
Lineage: Eukaryota; Fungi; Basidiomycota; Tremellomycetes; Tremellales; Tremellaceae
Exons: 5
Coding region: 1-1362 (453 amino acids)
Source: RefSeq, a predicted model, not a curated record
AUGGAAACUCAACCUCAAGACGACCUUCACACUCUCGACGAAUCCCUCCGUCAUCUCCGUCUCGACAUCCCGCACCAACCAUUGAGACUUGAUAAAAUGUUUCUUCGUGCUUCUCAAUGGCGUCAACAUUCACAAGUCCCUACUACUCCACGACCACCAAGUCCUGUCAGAAAACACAAGGUGUAUCCUCUGCCUCGACCUCAACAAGGUGUUUCGCCCUUAGGUGGAUUGUUCGAUUAUACCGAGUUGAUACCUUGUAUUCUGGACGGGUUUGAGCAUCCGAGGGAAUGGACGGUACUUGCAAGGAUCAAUAGGACUGUGGGGGAGCUGGCGAGGAAGAGUUUGUAUGAACAUGUUUGGGUGAGACCGUGGGAAGCUGAUCCUCAUACUAAACUUGUAAAACUUUUCGAAACCUUCCACCAUAACCCAGAAUUAUGUACAUUGGUCAAAAAGCUUGACGUACGGUUUUUCCCUUUGGGUUUGAGGAACGAACAACGUCAUGAUCUGGAUGAAAAAGUCCGAAUGGCUUUGAGUCGAAUGAUCAAUCUGGAGUAUUUAACAUGGACUAGAGAUAAAUCUCUUAAUCCUGAAUUACUUCAAACAAUCGUUCUUCUCCCUCAACUUCGUUCUCUAGAAAUAUCAGGUCAUUCUUGGAGAUAUUACGAUCCAUCUCUUAUCGGAUUAGAAGAACUUGGGGUUGAGGCUUUGAGUCAUUCCGGUUUAACCGACAUGUCCCAUUUCCCUCCACUUCCUUUCCUACACACACUUUCAAUAUCAAUAUCACCUUCCAAACCUCUUUCUUCCCCUACUACCACUUCCAACUCUUUCCCAAUUUCCACUUUCACUUCUCACAAACCCAUUCCCCCUCCUUCUCUCCCUUUUCCCCACUUACCACCCGUCCCAUCCCUUCAAUCCCUUCAUAUAACUUAUUCAAACUCUCAAAUUCCCCUCUUACCUCAUUCUAUCCCAUUUUUAUCCUGUCAACUUUCUCCUAGAAAUUUACUCAAACUUUCUCUCCUGAACUUUAUUCUUUCUUCAGAUACACUCUCCCUCCUCCUUCAAGAAUUCUGCAAUCUUGAAGAAUUAUACAUCACCCUUCCCUCUUUUGAACCUGUUCAUCAAUGUUUCGAUCUAUUGUCUCAGAGUAAUUUGAAGGUCUUACAUAUCAAUUUACCAGAUAGAGGUAGUGAAGUGGAAGAACUUGAAGGGUUGGUAGAACGAAUGAAAUGGUUAGAAGAGGUCGGAAUGGGUAAUAGGGUAUAUGAAGUUGUCAGAACGUAUGAAGAAGGGAUGAAAAAAGUAGAGUUGGUUAGAUGGGGUAAAACUAGUAUUCCUAGAUAUUUUCAAAUUUGGAGAGGGUGA